UACCUAGGUCACCGAGUACUGACUCACUACUUUCGUCCGGCUACUUGUAGUAGCACCGCCGAUUUGGGACUCCGCCAGUUGGCUUUUCCCUCCCUUCUACUCAAUCCCAGAAAUCAAGAAAUUAAGCUCCCAAAACUCCCACCGCUCGCCGCAAUAAAGCAUACAAUAAAUUCGAAUUCUCCUCUCUCCCUUCGAUUGGAAGGAAGAAACGCAAAGUGAAGCCUCGUCGCCCGGUCGUCAGCGGGAACGCAAUGGGGAGAGGCAAGGUGGAGAUGCGCCCAAUCGAGGAUAAGAGCACUCGUCAGGUGACCUUCUCGAAGCGGAAGCGCGGCCUGCUCAAGAAAGCUCGGGAGCUCUCGGUGCUGUGCGACGUCGAGGUCGCCGUUAUCGUCUUCUCAGCCGGCGGCAAGCUCUACGAAUUCUCAGGCGGUGAAAGAACCUUUAGAGAGAGGAGUCUCUCUGCGGUGUAGCCGUUCCUGCAUCUCGGGAUUAGCUGGUUCGAGGCCCCUCGUAGCUGCAUCUCACGUUUUGGACUCCUAAAGUCUUAUCUAGACUUUGUUUUCAUUUUGAUGUUCACAUCCUUCCUUCAAAUGCCAUUUUAGAGAGAGUCAUCCAGCGCUACCAGGCUCACAAAGAUGCAGAUGCUGCAGUUAAUGAGCAUACAAAUGGGACUGAGAAGCAGCUGUCAGCAUGCAGGUCUCCCGAGGCUGGUCCUGACUUGCUGCAGAAUGUUCAGAAGCACGUGGAAGCAAAGACUGUUGAGCAGCUAGAUUCUACUCAAGUCAUGCAACUAGAGAGGAACCUGCAGUCCUUGCUCAGGGAGGCCCAAGUUCGAAAGACGGAGCUAAUGAUUGAAGCCGUUUCAAGCCUUCAGCAGCAGGAAAUCUCCCUCCCUACAGAAAACCUGCUGAUGGAAAAUGAGCUUUCAGGCAUGACCAACCACCAGAACCUCAAUCAGAAUCAGCAGCAGCAGGAACAGGAAUUGGAAGCCAUUCAAGACCCCGAUCAGCAGCAACAACUUCUCCUGAUGGGCAUGCACCUGAACAACAGCAAUGGUGGAGGAUCCAGCAUCAUCCCAAUCCAGCAAUUGCAGCAUCAUCAACAGAACCCACUUUUCCUCAUGGGUAUGCAUCUAAACAAUCACCAACCUCCUACAACAAAUGAUAACAACGUUAGCAAUGGUGGUGGAUCUGGCCCUUCUCCUGCCUCUCUGCUCCAGAGGGAUGCCUUCCAGAAGGGCGUCCUUCACUUCUUCUGACCAUCAGAAACAAACUGCAUGGCAAGAAAGAACUAAGAAGAGCAUUCCCUCAGGUCAUCUGCUUCUUUUGCCACCGCCUAUUUGGAACUAUUUAUUACUACUAGAAGAUGGUUCAAUCCCCCAUCAAAAGAAAGGUUGAUGGUAUUUGUACUAUUUUCCCCUAAUAGUUUUGCGAUUUUGAGUGCGUGACAUAAGCCCCAGCCGCCCUGCCUUGGGGUGUGUACUUCUACAAGUGAAUAAAGAGAUUUGUGGGGCAAAAAAGAUGGCAAACAGCAGCGGUACCUGCUUGCUGCUGUCCAUGGUAUAUAUGAUGUGUAAGAAAAAGGUGUGCCACAUGUGGCUGACAUUGCCACGUCGCAGGUCUGAAAAGUCCCACCUUGGAAUUGUGGGCUUUCAAUUGUAAUAAAACUGUGUACUAUUAUUGAAGUAUUAUAUGUAUGAUGUAUUUGGUAUUGUUAUAUGCAAUGUAGUCAAAAU
This is a messenger RNA of Linum tenue, 1735 nucleotides long. NCBI's taxonomy places the organism in Eukaryota, Viridiplantae, Streptophyta, Magnoliopsida, Malpighiales, Linaceae. The record is from the annotation of a GenBank genome assembly.